CUCCCGGUGCGCUCCCGGCCGGUCCCGCUGUCCAUGUCCCCCCGGGCCGCCCCGCCGCGGUUCGGGCCGCUGCAGUUGGCGCUGGCGGCGGCGGGGACGGCGGCGGCGGCGCUGGAUGUGUUCACGGACGGCUGGGUGGCGGUGGAGUACGUGCGGCGCGGGCAGCCGGGCUGGGCCGCGCUGUCGCUGUCGCUGCUCGCCGCCGCCUCGGCCGCCGCCCAGGCCUGCAGCUGGUUCUGGCUGCGCUCCGACCCGCCCGCGCUGCGCCCCGCCGUGCCCGCCAAGCUGCUCGCCGCCCUGCACCUCCUGCAGCUCGGCUUUCUCUUCAGGUGCCUCCACGCUCUGAAGGUGGGCUGGAAGGUGUGCUGGGCGAAGGCAGAGGAGGAGGAGGAGCAGAGACACAUGGCCUUCCUCUCCCACGACAUCAGCAUGCUGCGGCUCUUCGAGACCUUCCUGGAGAACACCCCGCAGCUCACCCUGCUCCUCUACAUUAUCCUACAGACAAACAAGGCCGAGAUCUCCCAGGGCCUGGGGGUCGGCACUGCGCUCCUGUGUGUGUCCUGGGCUCUGCUGGACUACCACCAGUCCCUGCGCUCCUUCCUGCAGGACAAGUACGAGCUGAGCCGGGGCUCCUCCUUCAUCUACUUCCUGUGGAACCUCUUCCUCAUCUGUCCCCGCAUCCUGGCGGUCGCCCUCUUCGCCCUGCUCUGGCCCUACGGCGUGGCUGUCCACUUCCCACUCGUGUGGCUGGCCAUGUUCCUCUGGGUCAGCCUGCAGGGCACGGACUUCAUGGAGUCCCCUGGCCCUGAGCAGCUUUACCGGGCCAUGGUGGCCGUGAUCCUCUACUUCAGCUGGUUCAACGUGGCGCCGGGGAGGACCCUGCACCGCAGCAUCAUCUACCACGGCUUCAUCCUGGUGGACAGCACACUGCUGGCUCUCUCCUGGCUCUGGGGCCGGGCCCCCUCUGAGGAGCACUGGUACCUCAUCCCAGUGGUCUCUGCAGCCCUGCCCUGCUACCUGCUGGGGCUGGGGCUGAGGGUCACCUACUACAAGUGGCUGCACCCCAACGUGCAGGUGCAGCAGGAAGGUGGCUAUGAUGAGGUGGAUGCCAAUGGAGGGACUGACGGGCUGGAGUUCCGCUCGUUCUCUGAGCCAGACCUCGUGAACAGGCGGAUGCAGUGCCUGGCCCAGAGCCAGUUCCCGCUGUCCCAGCUGCCACAGCAGCGCUUCCUGAAUGGGGCUGCUGCCCUCGAGUCUGCUGCCUGAGGGCAGCUCCUCCAAAGGGACGUGCAGGGGAGGUAUAUUUGUUAGUUGUGGUCCUGGUUCUGCUCCCCCAGGCUGUUGUUUUGGGCAGCUGGAGAGAGCUGGCAGGAACCAGGGAUGAUGUGGAAAUGCACAAGGAGUUCCACGGCACAGAGCGUGGCUCCCAUGGUUGCACCCUCAAGGAAAGCCACAGUGUUUGUGGCAGGUCCAGCACACUGUGCCAUGUGGCAGGUCCAGCAUGUGUGCAGUGCCGUGUCAGCUUUCCUUGUUAUUUAUUAUUAGCUUGUUCAAAAGAAAAAAACUCAAGAGCA
This is a messenger RNA of Myiozetetes cayanensis, 1574 nucleotides long. It is a transcript of the gene XKR8, whose product is annotated as XK related 8. Gene Ontology annotation, cellular component: plasma membrane. Gene Ontology annotation, biological process: apoptotic process involved in development; engulfment of apoptotic cell; phosphatidylserine exposure on apoptotic cell surface. The transcript is spliced from 3 exons. The coding region runs from base 34 to 1266 and encodes 410 amino acids. The record is from RefSeq and is a predicted model, not a curated record. Lineage: Eukaryota; Metazoa; Chordata; Aves; Passeriformes; Tyrannidae.